GCCAGUAGUCAGUGUACCUCGGGCUGCCGUGGUGUGAGGUUAUGCGGCUAGCUGGCCCACACCUGAGUGUUGCGACGUGUGUAUUAUCCACCGUCAGUCCCUCCCCUGCGUGCGAUACACUUCUUGCCACUGUGGUUGUCAUGCUACCACCGAGCCCUCGUGGUGAUCUCAUCAACGCCCUCCUGCAGAAGCAACAUCCACCUUCAGCGACCCACAGUAAACGGUGAUUGAACGCAGCGGGUCAGAACACAUAAUGUACUCAGCGAUUUCGAGAGAAUUUCUAGUUUAGUGUAUACCAGACGACACCAUCCUGACGUUAGUGAUAUAGAUAUAAUUCAGUUGUGUAUAAGUGUGGAUAGUGUGGAUAGUGUGGAUAGUGUGGAUAGUGUGGAUAGUGUGGAUAGUGAAGUGAGAAGUGAGGUCGAGGUGGGUAAGUUGGUGUGGAGGACAAUGAAGUACAGUAAGGAGAGCCACCGGGAUGCUGGUGCCCCUGGAGUGUAACAACCCCAACCUCCUGAUGAAGGGCUGCGAGAAGAAUGCGGCUGUGACUCGCGCCCUCCAGAAGGAACGUCGUAAGAACAAGAGACGAGAGAAAGAGAACAUGUGGAGGAGGAACAACCGUAGGAACGCCAUGCAAGACCAUCGUCAUGCACUACCCUGCCAGGUCGGCCUUGCAAACUCUGCACAAGUCAAGUUCAAGAGCUCAAGAUUCCCAUUACUUCUUGGGCGGCAUCAACCAUGAUUGGGUGGGCUAUUACGUGCGAGGCGUGGGGUCCGACCAGUCCUGUAUUAAUGAGUGGAACGCCAUGGACAGCCUCGAGUCUAAGAGACCCCCCUCACCAGACUCCCUCACUGAUAAGGAGGAAACCCAGCUCCUCAUCCGCAGCAAGUUGAAAGAAAUAAUGAUGAGCGUUGACAUAGAUGAGGUCACCUCCAAGUACAUCCGACAGAGGCUCGAAGAGGACUUGGCUAUGAAUCUCUUCAAGUUUAAGUCGUACAUUGACCAAGAGAUGCUGGUGAUCUUAGGCCAGAUGGACGCUGCAACGGAGAUAUUCCCUCACGUGUACCUGGGAUCAGAGUGGAAUGCUUCUAACCUAGAGGAGUUGCAGUCUAAUGGGGUGGGUUACAUCCUUAAUGUAACCAAGGAGAUUGACAAUUUCUACCCCGGGACGUACGACUACCUCAACAUCCGUGUUUACGAUGACGAGAAGACCGAGCUCCUCAAACACUGGGACAGUACCUUCAGAUAUAUUACACAAGUCAAGAAAAAGAAUUCUAAGGUUUUAGUUCACUGCAAGAUGGGGAUCAGUCGGUCAGCAUCAGUUGUGAUUGCCUACGCCAUGAAGGCUUUUAAUAUGAAUCUUGAAGAAGCUCUCGCCCUUGUUAAGAAGAAGAGGACCUGUAUCAAACCAAACCAAGCAUUUUGUAACCAACUGAAAACUUAUGAGGGGAUUCUUGAUGCUAGUAGACAGCGACACAACAUAUUGUGGCGAAGUAAAUCUGAAACAAACCUCAAGUCAACUUCAGCACAAGCACGAGCUGACAAAGCCAACAGAAGUUUUCAGAACGACGGUGUGGAUCACACUAAUAAGGGGAGUCGACGUAAAAGUACAGAAGAAUUUAUGACCUGUGACUCCACUUCUAACUCUCUCAGUGUUCGUAUACCAACACCGAGUAAUCUCCAAAAUGGUGAACAGAACCGACGGCCAAAAUCAUGGUCACCGGACGAUCACACUGCUGGACUACUGUUUCCACAAAAUAUGGAGGAGGGUGGUGGUGAUUUGGGGGACUCAUGGCGCCUUUCUCAGUCACUUAAUGUGCAGUCAUGGCGGGCUCAUGUAACACUGCAACAAAGGGACCUUCGUGACAUGAGUGUAGAAGGCUCUCCAGAGGACAAGAAGGAAGACGGGUCAUCUUUACCUGUAGUAGAAGCACUCAAUCCACUUUACACUGACAGCCCAACUGGCAGUACCUUCAAUGAAGUUACUGCACUCCAACUGUCUUCCUCAGUCAAAGAUAGGAUCAAUGAAUUUGAAAAUGUACAAACUGGUACUAAGAAAACACCAAAUGCAAAGAAAGGAGAUACAAUACAGAUACAGAACACAGUCACAUCUAGUGAUGAUUACAGCGAUCAUUCUAGUACCGCCGAAUUAGAUAAAGUUAUCGAAACUCUACUUACACCAGGUGAAGAUUUAUUGGGCAGUGAACCAGUCGUGUCACAAACUAAACCACCCGCUCAGAAACUCCAGGCUGUGUUAGUUCCAUCACAUAUAUGGCAAGAAGAGAAAGGUCAAGUAGAAGAAAGCAUGGAUACACUGGAAAGUCCUGUGGGUGUGCCAAAAGAGUCAAUCACAUGGCCAGCAGGCAUUGUUAAGAGGCAAAAGCAAGACUUUGAAGAGAAAGUUAAAAUGAAUGAUGUUAAAUCAAGUUCAGAUACUAAAGAGGGUGAUUCACCUCUCUCUAGACAGAAUUCAUCUGGUUCCUUGAGUGGUCAGUUGCAAAAAGUGGAAAUAGUCAGGUCACCAAGCUAUGGACGACAAGAUUCAGUAGGGUCAGAUAUAGUAAAAAAGGAUGAUCCCUUCUCUGUAAAACUUGACAAAGUGUUUGACAGAGAGGAGAGGAAACAGCAAAGACUAAGUGCCAUUAUACCCUUUGGGGGAGAUAUAAAAGACACUCCAUCACGCAAUAGUUCUUGGGGAUCAUUUGACAGUGCUGUGGUUCUGGCAGAUAGAGAUACUCCUUCUAGACAGAGCUCUUGGGGAUCAUGUGACACAAGGGGAACUAUAGGAACUGUACCAUCAAGAAACAGCUCCUUUGGGCCAUUUGAUAUAAAGCAACAACCUCUUAUAGAAAAUUUAGAAACAGUAAUACCAAAUAGUAACAUAGCAGGGACUUAUUUUGAGAAAGAUCCAGGGCCAUUCUCGCCAGGAACCAUCAGAAGGAACAAAGGAAGAGGCUCUGAGACAAAAGAUGGCUUAAUUGAAGAUAAUAAAAUUAACUCAAAUGAAAUGGAAGAUUUAGAAGAAGGAAUAGUGGAAGAUUCCUCUCAAAUCAGACCUGUUGCAAGUGUUAAGGCAUAUGGCCCUGCUCCCUAUAAGAGUCCUGUUGAAAGGGUUGCUCCAACAGAAUUAACUGAUGAAGGAAUGGUGGAAAUCUCUGAAUAUUUCUUGGAAUACCACCAGAGCACACCUACAUUAAAUAUUUACAUUCCAGAUAGUACAAAUCCCUUGAACCUAACCAGAUCACAGCCUAAUAUUUCCUGCACAACUAUAUCUUUGUCACAGGGAUCAACUCCAGUAUCGCCCGAUAUAGAGUCGCCCGGGAAUAACGUGUUCAAUAAUAAUACAAAUUGUUCGGUAACUGAAGAAGUUCCUACACCAGGAACUGUGAAACAACAUAAGGAACUUCUGGAAAGUAGGAAUCAAGAAAUACUUUCAGUAGAGAUGAGAAGGACCCAGGAGAAACUUACCCCACCAACCUACACUCGCUCUCAAAGUUACUGUGACCUUAAAACAGAAAAAACCGAAAUUAAUCUUUCAAAUCACCUCGGCCGUAGUUUUUCCGAGAAGAGAGCCAAAUUUGAAGGACAUGUUGAAGGCGAAGCUGAAGGGGGCAAGGUUAAAAAAAUUACUCGAGCCUUAGAACAGGAGAGAGACGUCGAUAAAAUGAAGCGUUUGAGAAUGAAGGGCAUGAGAAAGAGAUCUCACAGUUUAGAGCGCCUUAGUACAUCACCUACUUCACCUGGGUGCUCCCCAGAGCAAUUGUUGGAACAACUAUUGGUUCAGACACAAGCAGAGGUAAGGGAUCUUGAGGAAGAGACUCCUUCUGAAGAAAUUUGUGUUAAAAGUCUUGUAGUAAAAUUUGAAGAUACUCAAGAGCAGAGGCUGCCUAAAGUUCAAACAAGGAGUGUAAGAGCAAAAUCUGACAGUUCCACACCAGAUAAGUUCCUACCGCCUGUACCUCAACGCAAAUCGAGUCUAGACUAUAAUUUUAAGCCAACACUCCGAGCACAGUCCCAACCUCCACAGACUCCAGUAAGACAAAUGACCCCGGGAGGUAGUUUGUCUCCUCCUGGAAAGGCACCUUCUCAUAAGCCUCCAUCAGGAGGACGUGGUCAAGCAUGUGGAACAGAAGUAAGGCAGAAGAAACAACAGGGAAAAACUCAUCCUCUGACCAAACUAACAAGAGCAAAUAGGGAGAAUUAUCAUACAAUGUAAGAUGAUAUUAUUAUUAUACUACUCUACUACAUUGAGGAUGCUGUUACAUAUGCUUCCAUCUUUGAAAACCAUCUUGUGAUAUGUAGAUUAAGGAUAACCUUUGCCACUUCCAGAUGAGGUACAGAUGUUAUAAUACAAAACACUGCAGAAUAUGCUGGUGCACUGGUGAAUCUCAUUUGAGGAGAUAACUUAUACUGUUAGUGGCUACCAACUUCCAGAUAACUAACUCCUGUGCCUGUUAGUAGAACACUUCUGCUGGUUCAUGGGAGAUGACUCACGAAGUCAUUUUAGCUUUGCGUAUUCUGUAAAAUCUCCCUUUGAAUGAAAUGUCACUUUUUACCCAUGAACUGCAGAAUAGCUAUGUGGUUCUUCCUGGUAUCUUGUAUACACAUUGCUAGUCGUGAAAGUAGGACCAUAAUUCAGGAUAUCUAAAGCGUGUGCUGUAUGGAUAUGACAUAGGCAGAAAUUCUGAAGCCUCACCUCAUUACAUGACAGUGACCACUCAUUCAUAUAGCAGUUGCUUGAUAAAAACAGCAGUGAAUUAUAUUGCACUCAUGUUUGAAAUUUGACCCAUCCCUCAAAUUUUUAGAAACAUGAUCGUUCUGUGUUAUGUAUGCCAGUAUAUUGAGGCACUAUGAUAAGACCAGUAAGGCAUUUUCAUUGCCAUUAUGUGUUGCUUCAGAAUUCAGGAAGUAGUGAAUUUCAUCCUACGUUUUCUUCCAUAUUGUGGAAAUUCAUUUCUAAGGUGCAACAUCUUGUUGCACACAAUUUCCACUAAGGUGUGCUAGUCCCCACUGCUAUAAUUAUUUUCUAGUCUGUCUGAACACUUGUAAUUUCCCUCUAGAAAUGUUAAAAAUAUUAGGAGUCGUCUUUUUCCAUGACAACUCAAGUGUGUGGCAUCUAUUUUCAAAAUUUGUCAAUCAUCAUUGUAUUUACCUCGUAUUGCCUCGUGUGAAAAUAAACCUAUGCUUGUUGGCCAUCGGGUAAUAGUAUAUGGUGUUGUUUGAAUAAUUUGCUGAUUUUUAUAUGAUUUUAUAUAGACAAGUCCCUUCAGUAUCUAGUGUCAUAGAUAUGUGAUUGUGAUGUCCCAGCUUAUUCAAGGUGUGUUGUGAAUCUGACAGAUUGACAUUUUAUAGCAAGUGUUAUAAUUAAUUUUCUAUUUGUAUAUUAAAAUACUGUAGUGAAUUAUAAAGCACAGAUCGUUCAAUCGUGUCACUUUCAACUAAUUUGUAGCUGGUGUCAGUAGACAUUCCUCCUUUUUGCUCAAUUUUGAUGACUUGCAUUGAUUGUGUCAUCCCUAUGUCUUAUUGUUAUGUUUGUGAAUGUGUACUAGACCAGUUAAUAUUUUGUUAUUACAACAACUGAAGUUUACAAUACAUUACUGUAUUUAAAAUUACACACUAGACCAAUCACUUAUCACAUGCCUUUUUUCUCAAUAUGCCAGUUCUUCAUGUUUAAUCACAAGGCUUAAUGAAAUUGAAGAAGUUGUAAAUACGUGAUGAUGGUGUAGUUUGUAUUGUAAAGGAUGUAUGUGACCCUGGCCAACUGGUCCCAGUGUUGCUAUUAUUACAGCAAACUGUACACUGAUAUUUUUGUCAUCCAGGGUCAGGUUGGACAGGUUCUUGAUUGUUCAGGACAUCUGACACAUGUGAAAUAUGUGCUUGUAAUUUAUAAUUGUUUGAUAUAUAUAAUGUAAAUGUUAUUUCACAUUAUGCUACAUAAUGUUAGCCAGAAAAAAGGGUGUCCAAUAUUACUAUGGUUACUGCAUUAAGUCUUACAUAGCAGCAGUGUCUCAAAGGGCAUUCAUGAUUCUCCCUUGCAAACUGUUUGAAAUUUUGGUUAAAAUGGUACAUCUUGCUUUAACUCUUAGUAACUUUUUUGAAAUCUUUACAGUUAGCACAGUUAAAUGAUUUCAGCACAUUUUAUUCACCAUUUCAAACAUUAUGAUUACUUGGCAGCCCAUCUCAAAACUGUCAAGUCUUCAUACACGCUCUAGGAAUAAGUUUGUUAAUAUUUGGGAGCCAAGUCAGCUUUUCAUAUGAUACUAUACUGGAUAGCAGAUGAGAACUUUCUUAGACAACUGUUAAUAUGCCUUCAUGUAUGUUGAUGUAUCAGUUGGAGUCGUCAAAAAUCAGUGAGAUGUUUAAAGUUCAGGUACCUGGUUCUGUUUAUGUCCCACGAUCAUUCUGAAUUGAUAUACUGUAUUGAAUUUGUGGCAAUUUAGUGAUCUUGAAAUAUCUUCAGGUGGCUCCAUACAUAGAUGACCAACACUCUUUCCAUUCCAAUUUCAUGGUGGAAUGGUUAACACCUCAUUAACCACAUCCAAUUAUUUACAUAUAAUUAAGAUGCAGAAGUAGUGAAAUUGUGCAGCAACAAGCAGGGUCAUUUAACAAUCAAAAUAUAUCCUAAAUGCAGCAUUCCAUGCCAUUCUACCAAGAAAUUUCAACGCAAAGUGUGUUGGUCAGAUGUGAAGGACCAUUUCUAAUGAUAGACAAAUUCAAAACUUUCAGCUGAAAUAAUAACUGCUGUACAUCCCGGUUUCUGCCAGACAUUCAGUACAAUACCUUCUUUCUGAAUGAUCAUGAGAACAUCAUGAAAACCAAGUACAGUACAGUACUACUACAUUGAAUAUAACACUGAUUUUUUACAACUGCUCAUUCACCAAAGCUAACGUGUUUUCUUCAUUGUCCUGGACCGGUCAAGGACGUCCAGGAUUUUUGGUCAUCCGAGUUUUAACACACAGGUGGACUGCUCACUGGCUAACACUGUGUUUAAUACACUGUCCUAGAUAAUCAAUACUCCGGGCCCUCCUGUUCUGAAUGAAGGAGAUUUUGUGUACCCUCUUCACUGUCAUUUAUUUGCGCGCAGUCUUUAUAGUGACACUGUAAAUAUUCUCCAGUUGUAACUUCCUCUUUGUCAUAAUGAUAUUGGUGAUUUACAAUGUAAUUUAUGUAUAACAGUGGUGUGCUAUAUUUUGUAUAUAAUUUGUACAAGAAUCUAAUUUAUGAUAAUAAAAUAAACUUUAAACUGUU
This is a messenger RNA of Homarus americanus (American lobster), 7249 nucleotides long. RefSeq lists its product as uncharacterized. Gene Ontology annotation, cellular component: cytoplasm. Lineage: Eukaryota; Metazoa; Arthropoda; Malacostraca; Decapoda; Nephropidae. Gene Ontology annotation, molecular function: protein tyrosine/serine/threonine phosphatase activity; actin binding. The coding region runs from base 648 to 4217 and encodes 1189 amino acids. The transcript has 7 exons. The record is from RefSeq and is a predicted model, not a curated record. Gene Ontology annotation, biological process: actin cytoskeleton organization; negative regulation of actin filament polymerization; protein dephosphorylation.